AUGCAAUUAAUAUAUCUGCGCCAAAUGGAAAAUAUUUAUUCGACUUUACAAAAACCGAUGAUAAGAGCCAUAUUCUUCGCAUUGUUAAAUCCUCAACCGAAUGGUGCUGGUUUUGCUGGUACACGCUCUCUUGGCUUUUACGACUUAUCAGGAUAUACCAAACUGCAACUGUACUGUCGUGGUCAAGGACAUUUUAAUGGUUUCAAAGUUGUUCUCCGACACAAAGGAUUAAACGAUGAACCGAACUAUUCUUUUGAGCAAUACUUCCAGGCUCCAAAGGAUGAGUUUGCACUCCGCACGUUACCAUUUUCAGAAUUCAAAGCUUAUUACAGAGGAAAGCGAGUAAAUAACAACGAAACUUUAGAUAUUUCCCAAGUGACCAGCAUAGGCAUUCAAAUGUAUGGUGGAGUAUAUCAGACAAUCAAACAGAAAGGGCCUGCAACAUUAGAAUUAGAUUGGAUAAGAGCAGAG
Molecule: messenger RNA, 471 nt
Organism: Brenthis ino (lesser marbled fritillary)
Lineage: Eukaryota; Metazoa; Arthropoda; Insecta; Lepidoptera; Nymphalidae
Source: the annotation of a GenBank genome assembly